This is a messenger RNA of Dovyalis caffra, 1011 nucleotides long. NCBI's taxonomy places the organism in Eukaryota, Viridiplantae, Streptophyta, Magnoliopsida, Malpighiales, Salicaceae. The record is from the annotation of a GenBank genome assembly.
AUGGAAACCUCUUUGCUAUUCGUGGCUUGUAAUCCAGGUGUGUUCACGGACCUUAUACAACAAAUGCAAGUAAAAGGUGUACAGGUUGAGGAGUUGUAUUCAUUGGACCUUGAUUCUCUUGACAGCCUGAGACCUGUAUAUGGUUUGAUUUUUCUUUUCAAAUGGCGCCCAGAAGAAAAAGAUGAGCAAGUUGUAGUUACGGAUCCAAAUCCUAACCUCUUUUUUGCCCGUCAGGUUAUUAACAAUGCUUGUGCAAGUCAAGCAAUUUUGUCCAUCCUCAUGAACUGCCCGGAUAUCGACAUUGGUCCAGAAUUGUCAAAGUUAAAAGAAUUCACAAAGAAUUUUCCACCUGAGCUCAAAGGAUUGGCUAUUAAUAACUGUGAAGCUAUACGCGUAGCUCACAACAGUUUUGCAAGACCUGAGCCUUUUGUUCCUGAGGAGCAGAAGGCUGCCAGCAAAGAAGAUGAUGUGUACCAUUUUAUAAGUUAUUUGCCAGUUGAUGGAGUGCUGUAUGAACUUGAUGGAUUGAAAGAGGGACCCAUCAGCCUUGGUCAGUACACUGGCAGGCAUGGUGAUCUGGACUGGCUGCGUAUGGUGCAACCAGUGAUCCAGGAACGCAUAGAAAGGCAUUCCAAUAGUGAGAUAAGAUUUAAUCUCUUGGCAAUAAUAAAAAACAGGAAAGAAAUGUAUACUGCUGAACUCAAGGAGCUCCAAAAGAGGAGGGAGCGUAUCUUGCAGCAGCUAGCUACCUUCCAGGCAGAAAGACUGGUUGAUCAUAGCAACUACGAAGCUUUGAACAAAUCCCUGUCUGAAGUAAAUGGUGGGAUUGAAAGUGCUACAGAAAAGAUUUUGAUGGAAGAAGAAAAAUUCAAGAAGUGGAGAACAGAAAAUAUCCGUAGGAAGCACAAUUAUAUUCCGUUUCUGUUCAACUUCCUCAAGAUUCUUGCGGAAAAGAAGCAGCUGAAGCCCCUUAUAGAGAAGGCCAAGCAAAAAACUGGAUCCUCCAAGUAA